AGCGACAGUUUCCUGUUCUCUCUGACUCUCCUCUCCUCCAUCUCUCUAUCCACCUGUUUCUCUGUCUGUCUGUCUGUGGAUCUCUGAGUGACAGCCAUCAUGUUCGUUGCUCCACCUGGCUACCAGCCCGUCUACAACCCUGUGAGUAGCAUGUCUCCUUGUCUAGUGCAUAUAGAUAUUAUAGAUAUUGUCUGGAUCUACCAUUCUGCAGGGUUGGGAGGUCAUUUCCAUUUCAAUUCCAGUCAAUUCAGGAAGUACACUGAAAUUCCAAUUUCAAUUCUCUUCAAUGCUUGGAAUUUGGUUUACUUUCUGAAUUGACUGAACCCCAACCAUUGGCUGUCUGUAUGUAACAACCGUCUUCAUUUAUUUGUUUUCACAUUUUUACUCUACCUACUUCAAAAAGUUUGCAGACUGCCUUGCAUCUAUACUUGUGUAUAGUUGUUGAAUUGUUAUCACUGUGUGUUGUGUGCAGUGUAUCCCCUAUGUGGGGCCGAUCUACGGCGGGCUGAGAUCAGGGAUGUCUAUUUACAUCCAGGGAGUCAUCCCCCACGAGAUCACCAGGUGAGACUCACAGCCUCUGAGGAUUGGAAGAAUGUUACACACAUCAGAUUGUAACGUUUGAAGGGCGACAACAAGGGAAUUUUGUUUACACAUUCUUAAAUUGUGGGAUCUGUAUCAACGAUGAUGUGCUGGACACAAAAUGAUAUUGUUCUUCGCCUUAUUGUUUUAAUGCGAAUUAGCGUUUGAUGGAUUACAAAAAAAAAAUAAUAGUAUUGCAUCAUUGCUUGGUGGGUUGAGUAUUCCAAAACAACCAGGUGCCCUUGGAGAGGAAUAGUUCCAGACAUCCUAACCACUAAUAGGUGGUCAGUCCAAGUCCAGGCGCUCUUGUGGGUUUGAAAGUUUAAAAGCCUUUAAUGUGUGGGCUAAGUCACUCUUAAAAUGCACCAGCACGUAACGGCUAACGCCUUCAUCAACGUGUCGGAUACAAUGUGAUGGAGAAACAAUUAUAUAGCCACGACACACCUGUGUCAGGUGAUCACAGGUAAUUAUAUAGCCACGACACACCUGUGUCAGGUGAUCACAGGUAAUUAUAUAGCCUUGACACACCUGUGUCAGGUGAUCACAGGUAAUUAUAUAGCCUUGACACACCUGUGUCUGGUGAUCACAGGUAAUUAUAUAGCCACGACACACCUGUGUCAGGUGAUCACAGGUAAUUAUAUAGCCACGACACACCUGUGUCAGGUGAUCACAGGUAAUUAUAUAGCCACGACACACCUGUGUCAGGUGAUCACAGGUAAUUAUAUAGCCUUGACACACCUGUGUCAGGUGAUCACAGGUAAUUAUAUAGCCUUGACACACCUGUGUCAGGAGAUCACAGGUAAUUAUAUAGCCUUGACACACCUGUGUCAGGAGAUCACAGGUAAUUAUGUAGCCUUGACACACCUGUGUCAGGUGAUCACAGGUAAUUAUAUAGCCUUGACACACCUGUGUCAGGUGAUCACAGGUAAUUAUAUAGCCUUGACACACCUGUUUCUGGUGAUCACAGGUAAUUAUAUAGCCUUGACACACCUGUGUCUGGUGAUCACAGGUAAUUAUAUAGCCUUGACACACCUGUGUCAGGUGAUCACAGGUAAUUAUAUAGCCUUGACACACCUGUGUCAGGUGAUCACAGGUAAUUAUAUAGCCUUGACACACCUGUGUCAGGAGAUCACAGGUAAUUAUAUAGCCUUGACACACCUGUGUCAGGAGAUCACAGGUAAUUAUGUAGCCUUGACACACCUGUGUCAGGUGAUCACAGGUAAUUAUAUAGCCUUGACACACCUGUGUCAGGUGAUCACAGGUAAUUAUAUAGCCUUGACACACCUGUUUCUGGUGAUCACAGGUAAUUAUAUAGCCUUGACACACCUGUGUCUGGUGAUCACAGGUAAUUAUAUAGCCUUGACACACCUGUGUCAGGUGAUCACAGGUAAUUAUAUAGCCUUGACACACCUGUGUCAGGUGAUCACAGGUAAUUAUAUAGCCUUGACACACCUGUGUCAGGAGAUCACAGGUAAUUAUAUAGCCUUGACACACCUGUGUCAGGAGAUCACAGGUAAUUAUGUAGCCUUGACACACCUGUGUCAGGUGAUCACAGGUAAUUAUAUAGCCUUGACACACCUGUGUCAGGAGAUCACAGGUAAUUAUGUAGCCUUGACACACCUGUUUCUGGUGAUCACAGGUAAUUAUAUAGCCUUGACACACCUGUGUCUGGUGAUCACAGGUAAUUAUAUAGCCUUGACACACCUGUGUCAGGUGAUCACAGGUAAUUAUAUAGCCUUGACACACCUGUUUCUGGUGAUCACAGGUAAUUAUAUAGCCUUGACACACCUGUUUCUGGUGAUCACAGGUAAUUAUAUAGCCUUGACACACCUGUGUCUGGUGAUCACAGGUAAUUAUAUAGCCUUGACACACCUGUUUCUGGUGAUCACAGGUACUUCCUCUAUUGGCCACUAGGGGCCGGCAUAAUAACAACACAGUAUAUCUUAAGCAAAAAAGAACAGAAAAUGAACUAUUUACAAUGCAUACACAGGAAAAAUACAUUUUACACUAGGCAGAUGGUGGAAUAAUGGACGUUGUCAUUAAAUAACCCACAGAGUGUAGUUACUUGUCUGGCUCUAGUAGGUUAUCAGAUGAUGACAACUGAAACUAGAAAACUCUCUCAUUCCAGCUAUGCUCUGAACAAAAAUAGAAACGCAACAUGUAAAGUGUUGGUCCCAUGUUUCAUGAGCUGAAAUAAAACAUCCUAGAAAUCUUCCAUACGCACAAAAAAGUUUAUUUCUUUCAGAUUUUGUGAACAAAUGUGUUUACAUCCCUGUUAGUGAGCAUUUCUCCUUUGCCAAGGUAAUCCAUCCACCUGACAGGUGUAGCAUAUCAAGAAGCUGAUUAAACAGCAUGAUCAUUACACAGGUGCACCUUGUGCUGGGGACAAUAAAAGGCUACUCUACAAUGUGCAGUUUUGUCACACAACACAAUGCCACAGAUGUCUCACGUUUUGAGGGAGUGUGCAAUUGGCAUGCUGACUGCAGGAAUGUCCACCAGAGCUGUUGCCAGAGAAAUUAAUAUUUAUUUCUCAACCAUAAGCUGCUUCCAAUGUCAUUUUAGAGAAUUUGGCAGUACGUCCAACCAGCCUCACAAACGCAGACCACGUGUAACCACGCCAGCCCAGGACCACAUUCACCUGCGGGAUCGUCUGAGACCAGCCACCCGGACAACGAAUGAAACUCUGGGUUUGCACAACCGAAGAACUUCGGCACAAACUGUCAGAAACUGUCUCAGGGAAGUUCAUCUGCAUGCUCGUCGUCCUCACCAGGGUCUUGACCUGACUGCAGUUCAGAGUCAUAACCGACUUCAGUGGGCAAAUGCUUACCUUUUGCUGACCACUGGCACGCUGGAGAAGUGUGCUCUUCAUGGAUGAAUCCCGGUUUCAACUGUACCGGGCAGAUGGCAGACAGCUUGUAUGGCGUCGUGUGAGUGAGCAGUUUGCUGAUGUCAACGUUGUGAACAGAGUGCCCCAUGGUGGUGGUGGGGUUAUGGUAUGGGCAGGCAUAAGCUACAGACAACGAACACAAUUGCAUUUUAUCGAUGGCAAUUUGAAUGCACAGAGAUACCGUGACGAGAUCCUGAGGCCCAUUGUCGUGCCAUUCAUCCGCCGCCAUCACCUCAUGUUUCAGCAUGAUAAUGCAUGGCCCCAUGUCGAAAGGAUCUGUACACAAAUCCUGCAAGCUGAAAAUGUCCCAGUUCUUCUAAGGCCUGCAUACUCACUCCAGACAUGUCACCCAUUGAGCAUGUUUGGGAUGCUCUGGAUCCACAUGUAAGACAGCGUGUUCCAGUUCCAGCCAAUAUCCAGGAACUUCGCACAGCCAUUGAAGAGGAGUGGGACAACAUUCCACAGGCCAUAAUUAACAGCCUGAUCAACUCUAUGCGAAGGAGAUGUGUCACACUGCAUGAGGCAAAUGGUGGUCACACCAGAUACUAACUGGCUUUCUGAUCCACGCCCCUACCUUUUUUUUUUUAAAGGUAUCUGUGACCAACAGAUGCAUAUAUAUAUUCCCAGUCAUGUGAAAUCCAUAGACUAGAGCCUAAUGAAUUUAUUUCAGUUGACUGCUUUCCUUACAUUAUAUUUUUGUUUAUGAUGCAAAUCUGCUGCAGUGGGGGGAGUGCUCCACCCCUCUUCCUCCUGAAUGUACCAAGUGUCUAGUUACAAUGACUAAUGUACGUUGAAAGAACAUUCUCUGCCUCUCAGCCUGCUGACUAUGUUAUAACAAGGAGGUUUACCCUUGUGCUAUCAGAGAGAGGGCAGGGCACAGGCGCACACACACACACAGGCACACACACACAUACACACACACACACACACACACACAUACACACACACACAGGCACACACACACAUACACACACACACAGGCACACCUUUAUCAGAAGUGCAUCCCUCCUCUGUGUAUUUUUCAGACAACAGUCAGUCCUAUCAGUUAUGUUAGAACACAAUGAGACCUUAACAGUAAGAGCCCUUGGUGUGGUAUAUAAAGGGUCAUUCCAGGAAAAGAGUGCCUUUUGUGUCCCUUUGAUAUGUUCAGUAGAAAUUGUGCACCAACAUUGAAUUUUAACAGCCUGUUAAUAUUAAAUUAAGUGCUCUUUAAUAUACACCACACGGAGGAGUCAGUAAAUCUGAUUUUUAAUAUGAAUAAAGGCUUGCUAAUGUGCCAAAGUUCUGCAUUUUGCCAUGUCCCUCCGUCAACCCCAUGUCACUUCUAGGAAGAUUUUAAUCCCAACAUUUCUCCAAGUUUCACCAUCAUUGAAAAGCCCUAGUUAUUUUGUUGCUUUGACAUUUAUAUAAUGUGAUUAGUGCUUUAUUUGUGUCUGUCCCUCAAUCAUGUUACGUGAACUGAACUCUCAUUUUAACAGCGUGAAAGUAUUCCUUAAUUAUUAUUAUUUUUAAAUAAUCAUAGUUCUACUCUUUUUGGCAAUUUUUCUGGUGUUUUGUGGUGGAAAACUGAGCGGAAAGAGCAUAACACGUCAUCCCUGUUACUCAUAGAUAGACAGGCUAGAAAUGUAUUAGCAAUGUUAGUUUUUUUUGUGAAGCUUGCAUUCAAUUGCCACUUCCUGUUGCACACAACAAGAUUCCAUUCCCCCUGUCACAAGGGGAUUUAUGGCUGAUUUAAGAUGAAGUCAUCAACCCUGAUACGGUCAAUCCUGUUAUGGUCAACCCUGUUACUUUAUUUGGCACUUAAUGUUAACCUCUACGGGAUCGGUGACCCUUGCUCAAUAUGCAAUAUGUGACUAGAAUGGUGAUGUAAACAACAGCCAACUUUCCGGGACAUAGACAUGUCUUAUAAGGGCAGAAAGCUUAAAUUCUUGUUAAUAUAACUGCAGUGUCCAAUUUACAGAAGCUAUUACAGCUAAAAAAAAAAAUACCAUGCACCUCUGAAGGUAAAUAAUGUACUUACAUUCAGUAAUCUUGCUCUGAUUUGUCAUCCUGAGGGUCCCAGAGAUAAAAUGUAGUGUAGUUUUGUUUGAGAAAUCAAUUUUUAUAUUCAAAUGUAGGAACUGGGUUCUACAGUUUGACCUCUGACUCCACACCCACCCCGCCCGGGCCACCUAGAUGUGUGAGGGUUAGUGUCUUUUCUGUAGGGAAGCUAAUGAUCCGUCAUUUAUGACAUACCUGGGAGUGUGCAAACUUAAAUGUUGUAUUACCAUAGCAUUUUUGUAUGUUCUCUAUAGUUAUUGACUUGAAAACCAAUUCAGCACAUUUGGGAAAACUCCUGGCAGAUUUGAUACAAAAUGUUGUGUAGUGAUGUAAAUCUUCACUGGUCAGUCUGAAACUUUGCACACACACUGCUGCCAUCUGGUGGACAACAUUUAAAUUACAUCUAGAAUCCCCCAUCACUGUCUGGCCUUUCUCUUGCAUUUCAAAGAUCAUGCAACCAUUUUUUUAAUAGAAUACGCAUGUUUUUUUGUUUGUAUUAUCUUUUACCAGAUCGAAUGUGUUAUUCUCCUACAAAAAUUUCACAUUUCCACAAACUUCAAAGUGUGUCCUUUCAAAUGAUAUCAAUAAUAUGCAUAUCCUUGCUUCAGGUCCUGAGCUACAGGCAGUCAUUUUAGGCGAAAAUUGAAAAAAAAGGGUCCGAUCCAUGUAACGUAACCAGGAAAAACUUUAGGCCUUAAUUAAAAUGCUCUGGAGUUUUGUCUGGUCAGCUCUAAUGGUUAGGAAAAACUCAAGACCUGUGUUACCGGUGUUACCUGUUUCCGAUCUGUUCAUUCUAUGUCCUCUCUAGGUUCCACAUUAAUCUGCAGUGUGGGGAAUUUGAGGGCAGUGACAUCGGCUUUCACUUCAGCCCUCACUUCAAAGGAUGGGACAAGGUGGUGUUCAACAGCUGCCAGGAAGGGGAAUGGGGAUCAGAGGAGAAGACCCACAACAUGCCUUUUAGCAAGGGAGACGCCUUCGAGAUGGUCAUCAUCAUCAACCAGGAGGGUUACCAGGUCAGAUAUAGAUAAUAUAUAGUAAUAUAUACUGUAUAGAUACUGUGUAGAUAUAGUAAUAGAUAUAGAUGUAGCUAUAGAUUCUGUAUAGAUAUAGAUACUGUAUGGAUAUAGAUAAAGAUACUGUAUAGAUAUAGUUAUAGACUGUAUCGAUAUAGAUAUAGAGACUGUAUAGAUAUACAGUGGGGGAAAAAAGUAUUUAGUCAGCCACCAAUUGUGCAAGUUCUCCCACUUAAAAAGAUGAGAGAGGCCUGUAAUUUUCAUCAUAGGUACACGUCAACUAUGACAGACAAAUUGAGGAAAAAAAAUCCAGAAAAUCACAUUGUAGGAUUUUUAAUGAAUUUAUUUGCAAAUUAUGGUGGAAAAUAAGUAUUUGGUCACCUACAAACAAGCAAGAUUUCUGGCUCUCACAGACCUGUAACUUCUUCUUUAAGAGGCUCCUCUGUCCUCCACUCGUUACCUGUAUUUAUGGCACCUGUUUGAACUUGUUAUCAGUAUAAAAGACACCUGUCCACAACCUCACAGUCACACUCCAAACUCCACUAUGGCCAAGACCAAAAAAAAAAAAACUCAACUCACAUGUGACAGACGUGACAGAGUCUGGAGACGCCGUGGAGAACGUUCUGCUGCCUGCAACAUCCUCCAGCAUGACCGGUUUGGCGGUGGGUCAGUCAUGGUGUGGGGUGGCAUUUCUUUGGGGGGCCGCACAGCCCUCCAUGUGCUCGCCAGAGGUAGCCUGACUGCCAUUAGGUACCGGGAUGAGAUCCUCAGACCACUUGUGAGACACUUGUGUAUGUUAACACCAUAUGCUGGUGCGGUUGGCCCUGGGUUCCUCCUAAUGCAACACUAUGCUAGACCUCAUGUGCCUGGAGUGUGUCAGCAGUUCCUGCAAGAGGAAGGCAUUGAUGCUAUGGACCGCCUGUUCCCCAGACCUGAAUCCAAUUGAGCACAUCUGGGACAUCAUGUCUCGCUCCAUCCACCAACGCCACGUUGCACCACAGACUGUCCAGGAGUUGGCGGAUGCUUUAGUCCAGGUCUGGGAGGAGAUCCCUCAGGAGACCAUCCGCCACCUCAUCAGGAGCAUGCCCAGGCGUUGUAGGGAGGUCAUACAGGCACGUGGAGGCCACACACACUACUGAGCCUCAUUUUGACUUGUUUUAAGGACAUUACAUCAAAGUUGGAUCAGCCUGUAGUGUUGUUUUCCACUUUAAUUUUGAGGGUGACUCCAAAUCCAGACCUCCAUGGGUUGAUACAUUUGAUUUCCAUUGAUAAUUUUUGUGUGAUUUUGUUGUCAGCACAUUCAACUAUGUAAAGAAAAAAGUAUUUAAUGAGAUUAUUUCAUUCAAUCAGAUCUAGGAUGUGUUGUUUAACUGUUCCCUUUAUUUUUUUGAGCAGUGUAGUAAUAGACUGUAUCGAUAUAGAUUGUGUAUGGAUAUAGAUACUGUAUAGAGAUAGAUACUGUAUAGAGGUAGAUAUACAGUACCAGUCAAAUGUUUUAGAACACCUACUCAUUCAAGGGUUUUUCUUUAUUUUUUACUAUUUUCUACAUUGUAGAAUAAUAGUGAAGACAUCAAAACUAUAAAAUAACACAUAUGGAAUCAUGUAGUAACCAAAAAAGUGUUAAACACAAAUAGCCACCCUUUGCCUUGAUGAAAGCUUUGCAUACUCUUGGCAUUCUUUCAACCAGCUUCACCUGGAAUGCUUUUCCAACAGUCUUGAAGGAGUUCCCACAUAUGCUGAGCACUUGUUGGCUGCUUUUCCUUCACUCUGCCGUCCGACUCAUCCCAAACCAUCUCAAUUGGGUUGAGGUCAGGGGAUUGUGGAGGCCAGGUCAUCUGAUGCAGCACUCCAUCACUCUCCUUCUUGGUAAAAUAGCCCUUACACAGCCUGGAGGUGUGUUGGGUCAUUGUCCUGUUGAAAAACAAAUGAUAGUCCCACUAAGCCCAAACCAGAUGGGAUGGCGUAUCGCUGCAGAAUGCUGUGGUAGCAUGCUGGUUAAGUGUGAAUUUAAUUAUAAAUAAAUCACAGACUGUGUCACCAGCAAAGCACCCCCAAACCAUAACACCUCCUCCUCCAUGCUUUACGGUGGGAACUACACAUGUGGAAAUCAUCCGUUCACCCACACUGCAUCUCACAAAGACACGGCAGUUGGAACCAAAAAUCUCAAAUUUGGACUCAUCAGACCAAAGGACAAAUUUCCACUGGUCUAAUGUCCAUUGCUCGUGUUUCUUGGCCCAAGCAGGUCUCUUCUUCUUAUUGGUGUCCUUUAGUAGUGGUUUCUUUGCAGCAAUUCGACCAUGGAGGCCAGUUGAUGUUGAGAUGUGUCUGUGACUUGAACUCUGUGAAGCAUUUAUUUGGGCUGCAAUUUCUGAGGCUGGUAACUCUAAUGAACUUAUCCUCUGCAGCAGAGGUAACUCUGGGUCUUCCAUUCCUGUGGCGGUCCUCAUGAGAGCCAGUUUCAUCAUAGCGCUUGAUGGUUUUUGCAACUGCACUUGAAGAAACUUUCAAAGUUCUUGAAAUGUUCCGUAUUGACUGACCUUCAUGUCUUAAAGUAAUGAUGGACUGUCGUUUCUCUUUGCUUAUUUGAGCUGUUCUUGCCAUAAUAUGGACUUGGUCUUUUACCAAAUAGGGCUAUCUUCGGUAUACCCCCCUACCUUGUCACAACACAACUGAUUGGCUCAAACGCAUUAAGAAGGAAAGAAAUUCCAUAAAUUAACUUUUAACAAGGCACACCUGUUAAUUGAAAUGCAUUCCAGGUGACUACCUCAUGAAGCUUGUUGAGAGAAUGCUAAGAGUGGGCAAAGGGUGGCUAUUUGAAGAAUCUCAAAUAUAAAAUAUAUUUUGAUUUGUUUAACACUUUCUUGGUUACUACAUGAUUCCAUAUGUGUUAUUUCAUAGUUUUGAUGUCUUCACUAUUAUUCUACAAUGUAGAAAAUAGUAAAAAUAAAGAAAAACCCUUGACUGAGUAGGAGUUCUAAAACUUUUGACCGGUAGUGAGCAACUAUGCUGUGUAGUUAUAUAUACAGGGAACUGCCAACAUAGUGGAAACACUUGAGUAAGUGAGAUUUUACAAAGUAUAUUGAAAGCAGGUUCCUGUGUUAAUUAAGCAAUUAACAUCCCAUCAUGCCUAGGGUCUUGGAUAAACAUGCUGGGCAGGCCAUUAUUUUGGCUACCAUGGCUAUGCCCCCAUAGGAUUACAAUGCCCCCAUCCACAGGGCACGAGUGGUCACUGAAUGGUUUGAUGAGUAGGAAAAUGACGUGAACCUUAUGCCAUGGCUGUCUCAGUCGCCAGAUCUCAACCCAAUUGAACUCUUUUGGGAGAUUCUGGAGCAGUACCUGAGACAGCAUUUUCCACCACCAUCAACAAAACACCAAAUGAAGGAAUUUCUUGAGGAAGAAUGGUGUCGCAUCCCUCCAAUAGAGGUGUGGUGGCCCAACUCCCUAUUGAGUUGUGUAUGGGUUAGGGUUAGUCCAUAGUUGUGUAUGAUCAAACGAGCUGAUGUGUUUUUCUGUCGUAGGUGACAGUGAACGGGCGAGACUUUCAUAUGUUCAUGCAUCGUAUUCCAGUUGAAAGAGUCAAUGCCCUGCAGAUAGGAGGUGACGUUUCCAUCCAGACCAUCAACGUCAUCGGGGUGAGACUGGGGCAGGGGGGCAGGGAGCAGGGGGGCGGGAGGGUAGGGGCAGGGGGCAGGGGCAGGGAGCAGGGGAGCAGGGGGGCAGGGGGGGUAUGAGUAGGAGCAGGGGCAGGGAGCAGUAUUUUAACCCGCUUCAGGGUAGAAGUUGCCUUCUGUUGCCCACAAAUCUAGGGUCAGCAUACCCUUCCCAAAUCCUACAGGGAAGAUAAUUGCUCCAUCAUCUGUCAUUUGUAUGUUAAUUAAUUUGUUCAAAGCUUCGGGCAGCAGUUGCAACCAAAACAUGGGAUGAGAGAACGGGAGAGAAUUUAAAAAAGAAAAUAAUACAUUUCUCAAUAGUCUUUGCUUUUGCCCUUCUGUGUGCCAGGACACACACCACACACACACACCACAUAUACACCACACAUACACCACACACACACCACACACACACAUACACACACACACACACACACCACACACCACACACACACACACACCACACAUACACCACACAUACACCACACACACACACACACACACAAGAGGACAGAUGUAGCUGUGUAUCUGGAAUAAGCUGUGUAUUCUUCAGGGAGGAGGAGGAAUGGGAGGUGGAUAUCCUACAGGUGGAAUGGGAGGAGGCAACAUGGCGGUAAGUAUAUAUAUAUACACACUGUACAUUUAUCAAACCCACUAUCUACCAACUGACCAUACAGGACCACUGGAGGGCUUAGCACUGUAUGUGUGGCGUAACUGUACACAGAGAUAUAUAUAUAUAUACUCAUGAGUCUGUGUCUUAGUGUGUCAUAAACUCUGGAUAACAUUUGGUGUGUUUCCCACCAUCAACAGGGAGGAUAUCCUGCUAGCGGAUACCCAGGUGAUCAAAUGGGGGUAAGUUGGUACCACACUUGGUUACCUGUGUCUGUGUCAUCCAAUACCAUUACAUAUAUAUAUAUUUGUAUGUCUGUCAAUGCUUAUCAGGGAGGAUACCCCCAGGGUGGAGGGUACCCCCAGGGUGGAGGAUACCCCCAGGGUGGAAGGUACCCCCAGGGUGGAGGGUACCCCCAGGGUGGAGGGUACCCCCAGGGUGGAGGGAACCCCCAGGGUGGAGGAUACCCAGGUGGCAUGGGGGUAAGUCUGUUCUGUUCUCUAAUACUUCACUCUGUCUCACCCACAGGGUGGGGGUCAGUACACUAUCACCUGUGUGGUUGUAACAGUGGGAGGUGGUAUGGGGUCAGUACCGUCACCUGUUGUAACAGUGGGAGGUGGUAUGGGGUCAGUACCGUCACCUGUUGUAACAGUGGGAGGUGGUAUGGGGUCAGUACCGUCACCUGUUGUAACAGUGGGAGGGUGGUAUGGGGCUCAGUACCGUCACCUGUUGUAACAGUGGGAGGUGGUAUGGGGUCAGUACCGUCACCUGUUGUAACAGUGGGAGGUGGUAUGGGGUCAGUACCGUCACCUGUUGUAACAGUGGGAGGUGGUAUGGGGUCAGUACCGUCACCUGUUGUAACAGUGGGAGGUGGUAUGGGGUCAUACCGUACCUUUGUACAUGGAGUGUAUGGUCAGUAGUACCGUUGUAACAUGGGAGGUGGUAUGGGUCAGUACGUCACCUGUUGUAACAGUGGGGUGGUAUGGGUAUACGUCACCGUUAACGUGGGAGGUGGUUGGGGUAGUACGUAUGUGUGGUUGAGUGGUUGGGUAUGUAUGUUGUAGUGGGGGUGGUAUGGGUGUGUGUACGUGUUUGUGGGAUGUGUUGCGUACGUUGUUGUACAGUGGGUGUGAUGUGUCUUGUGUUGUGUGAUGUGUUUGACGUGGUGUUUUAUGUGUUAAUGGGUGUGGUGUGGGUGAUGUUUUGUGUGUGUGUAUGUGUUGUGUGUGUUGGGUGUGUGUGAUGUGUUUGGUGUGUGUGUGUGUGUUUGGUGUGUGUGUGAUGUGUUUGGUGUGUGUGUUUGUUGACUUGUUUGGUUGUGUUUUGUGUGUGUGUGGUGUUGUGUUGGUGUUGGGGAUGUUUUGUGUGUGUGUUGUGUGUGUUGGUUGUGUGUGUGUGUUGUGGUGUGAUGUGUUGUUUGGUGUGUGUGUGAUGUGUUUGGUGUGUGUGAUGUGUUUGGUGUGUGUGUGUGUGUUUUUUGGUGUUGUGUUGUUUUGUGUGUGUUUUGGUGUGUGUGUGUUGUGGUGUUGUUUGUGUGUGUGUGUUUGUGUGUGUUGUGUGUGUUUGUGUGUGUUGUUUGUUUGGUGUUGUUGUGUGUGUGUGUGGUGUUUGUGUGUGUGUGUGUGUGACGUGUUUGGUGUGUGUGUGGUCAGGGACAGGGAUGUUACCCUGGUGGAGCUGGAGGAAACCUGCCGGUCAUGGAUGGACAACCAAUAUACAACCCUGUAAGUAACAUCUCUGUGAGUCAGGAUGGAUUUGUUUUGUCCUAAGUAUACAUAUAUACAGUAUACACUACAUUCUGUCAGUGAACUGACUCCUGUCCUGUGUGUCACAGCCUGUCCCGUACUCCAGCAUGAUUCCAGGAGGGAUGUGUCUUAAGAAGACCAUCGUCAUCAGAGGCAUGGUGCCUCUAGGAGCUAACAGGUCUGUAGUACGCUAACCCCUAUCCCCUAUCCCCUAUCCCCUAACCCCUAACCCUAACCCUAUCACCUAACCCCUAACCCCUAUCCCCUAACCCCUAUCCCCUAUCCCCUAACCCCUAACCCCUAACCCCUAUCCCCUAACCCCUAACCCCUAUCCCCUAUCCCCUAUCCCCUAACCCCUACCCCUAACCCAUCAGAGGCAUGGUCCCUCUAGGACUAACAGGUCUGUAGUACGCUAACCCUACCCCUAACCCAUCCCCUAACCCCUAUCCCCUAACCCAACCCCUAUCCCCAACCCCUAAUCCACCCCAACCCCUAACCCACCCCUAACACCCCUACCCCUAACCCCUACAUCCCCUAACCCCUACCCCUACCCCUAACCCCUAACCCCUAACCCCUAACCCUACCUAACCCCUAACCCCUAACCCCUAAUCCCCUAAAACCCCUAUCCCCUAACCCUACCCUAUCCCCUAUCCCCUAACCCCUAUCCCCUACCCCUAACCCCUAACCCUAACCCUAACCCCUAUCCCUAUCCCCUAACCCCUAACCCCUAACCCCUAUCCCCUAACCCCUAUCCCCUAACCCCUAACCCCUAACCCCUAACCCCUAACCCAUCAGAGGCAUGUUGGUUCUAGGACACGCAGGUCACCCGUGAUACAAGUCAGUAUUCAAUGUCUAUCCAUGUCUGAUGAUGUCAGGAGAUGACAUGGAAACCGGCCACUAGGAUCAACAGUGAGUCUGCCUCUGAUUCCAACUGUCGCAUGUUCAAAUCCAGCGAUUGAAAGUUGUUAUUGAUAUUUUUGUUUUAAGCCUAUCCCAAACCUUCACACCUUACCUUAACCAUUCGGAGUUAAUGCCUAAACGUAACCUUAAACACUUCGAAAUUUGACAUUUGGAACAACUUCGAAAUUUGACAUUUGAGAAACAUGGAUGAACGUCUAAUUCUGACGUGAGACUGUGAGAGCUAGUAGAGGAGCUACCAGGUCUGUGGGUCCUCAGCCCGGUCUCAGCUCGGUCUCAGCCCUUCCCCCAGCUAUAGAAAUAUUGCUGUUGUAUUAUGCCUGUGUAUUUUACUGCAUGUGGGAGUGUAGACUAUAUGUUUACCGGUGGGCCUGUUCUGUUGUGUUGCAGGUUCUCUAUAAACUUUAUGGUGGGCGGCUCGCGGGACAUAGCGUUCCACAUGAACCCUCGUCUACAGGAGAGAGAGGUGGUGAGAAACAGUAUGAUUGGUGGGAGCUGGGGCAUGGAGGAGAGAGAGAUCAGCAUCAACCCCUUCCAGGCGGGACAGUACUUUGACGUGAGUACACAAAGCCAUGGAAUCUCACUUUUGUCAAGGUUCACAGGCAUGAGAUCUAUGGACAUAUAAUUGAUGUUGUCAAAGAUGACAACAUUCUGACUCGUUCCUCAGUUACUCCACUCUCUCUGUUCCUCUGUUCUCAGGUUGCUUAUUCAUUGCCCUUUUGGCUAUCUGUGUCAAGCUAGUUUUUUCUAGGUCUGUGUCCAAAAUGUUACCCUAUUCCAUAUACAGUGAACUACUUUUGACUAGGGCCUAUGGGGUGCACGAUGUAUGGAGUAGGGUGCCAUUUCGGAUGCAGACCAUGUCUGUGGACAUAUAUCAAAUACAAGUUCAAAGUCAGAUAAGUGUCCUUUCUGUUUGUCAUCACACUCAUUCCUCAUCAAGUCUCUAUGGGCUCUGUCUUUAUGAUUAUUUCUCUCUCUCUCUCUCUCUCUCUCUCUCUCUCUCUCUCUGUCUCUCUCUGUCUCUCUCUGUCUCUCUGUCUCUGUCUCUCUCUCUCUCUCUCUCUCUCUCUCUCUCUCUCUCUCUCUCUCAGAUGUCUAUCCGUUGUGGGAACCAGCGGUUCAAGGUGUUUGUGAACGGGCAGCACAUGUGUGACUUCUUCCACCGCUUCCAGAACUACAGCCAGAUAGACACCCUGGAGCUGGAGGGAGACGUGCAGAUCUCAUACGUACACUUCUGAGCCAACACACACACAAUACUACACACACACACACACACACACACACACAAUACUACAGACACACACACACACACUCUGGAUGUUCCACCAUGAUUCAACAUUGUACCUCUGUAAGCAGGUUGUUAUUAGAUGUUAAUUUGAUCCUAAGAGAGAGAAUCAAAGUAAUCAAACUACUUUAAUAAAAAUAAAUAUCAUACCCAAAA
This is a messenger RNA of Coregonus sp. 'balchen', 14883 nucleotides long. Lineage: Eukaryota; Metazoa; Chordata; Actinopteri; Salmoniformes; Salmonidae. The record is from the annotation of a GenBank genome assembly.